CACACACACACACAACCGCAAGACGGACAUGAUGAGACGCGUAUGCACAGCGGAUCGGUCAGCUGUAUCACCCUGAGCUGCUGUAUUUCUGUAUGAGAGCGAAACCUAAUUGAGCGAGACAGACGCAUCAUUCCCAUCCUAUUGAAUGGGGACCUUUUCCCAGCCCUCAAUCCUCGAUCAUAACCACAGAAGAAGUCACACACUCUAAAGCAGUCUCUUCUUUUCCCUGCUGGUGCACUGCACUCUAGCUCUGCAAUGCCCAGGGCGUGACCCCUUGUGUCUCCUUCUCCUCCUCCAUCAUGAAGCUGAAGCAGCGUGUGGUGGUGCUGUGCGGUGUGCUGCUGCUGCUGGGCCUGGCCAAGCUCUUUCUGCUGGAUGGAGGCGAAGGCUCGGCCGCCAGUCGCCGGGACCUGCGUGCUUUCCGCAAGAUGGAGGCUAGCCUAGCUCUGGCCAUGAACGCCCGCCUCACACACACGUUGCAGUCACCCUGGGAGGUGGCUGGACAGUGGGUGGGGCCUCGCGAGGUAUACCCAGACGAGACGCCUGAGCUGGCCGCCGUGCUCAGUGCCCUGGCGAGUGCCCGUAUCCAGAGGGCCGACGUCGGCUACAAAGGCACCCAGCUGAAAGCACUACUGGUGCUGGACGGAGGACAGAAGGUGGUGUUUAAGCCGAAGAGGUACAGCAGAGACUAUGUGGUUGAGGGAGAGCCCUAUGCAGGCUAUGACAGGCACAAUGCAGAGAUCGCUGCUUUUCACCUGGAUAGAAUCCUGGGCUUUAGGAGAGCACCUCUAGUGGUGGGGCGGUUUGUGAACCUGCGCACAGAGAUAAAGCCUGUUGCCACCGAGCAGCUACUGAGUACAUUCCUCAUGCACGGGAAUAAUACCUGCUUCUAUGGCAAGUGUUACUACUGCAGGGAGAGUGAGCCCGCGUGUGCUGACGGGGACAUAAUGGAGGGAUCCGUGACACUCUGGCUUCCUGACGUCUGGCCGUUGCAGAAACACAGACAUCCCUGGGGACGCACGUACAGAGAGGGCAAACUUGCCAGGUGGGAGUAUGAUGAGAGUUACUGUGAAGCAGUGAAGAAGAUGCCUCCAUACGAUGCCGGUCCACGCCUCUUGGACGUGAUUGACACGUCUAUCUUUGAUUACCUCAUCGGCAACGCGGAUCGACAUCACUAUGAGAGUUUCCAAGACGACGGUGGAGCCAGCAUGCUCAUUUUACUGGACAAUGCUAAAAGUUUUGGGAACCCAGCUUUAGAUGAAAGAAGCAUUCUGGCUCCUCUCUAUCAGUGCUGCAUGGUACGCGUGUCCACUUGGAACCGAUUAAACCUGCUGAAGGGCGGAGCUCUGAGUUCAGCGAUGCGGCAGGCUACGGCUCACGACCCCGCCCACCCGGUCUUGACCGAGCCUCACCUUGCCGCCCUCGACCGGCGUCUCGGCAGCGUAAUAGUCAACAUACGCCAGUGCAUAGAGAUGCAGGGAACAGAGAGCACGCUUAUCGAAGACCGCAUGAAUCUGCCUCACCCAUAAAGACAUCAGAGAGAGAGAGAGGGAGGUAGCAUUUUAAAUCGAGUUGAAUGCCACGAGUCAGUGCAGACUCUUGCCUUUGGAGGCUCACUUCCUGCGUUCACAGAAUUGCAAGAAGAUCUUAGACUGUGGGAAGUUACCUCAACCCAAACAGGAAGUCGUCUCAAAAAUCAUUAAGACUGGUAUAGACCCUGGCUUCUCCGCAAACCAAAAAAAAAAAUAAUUUCCUUAAAAUUACAUAUAUAUAUGUAGACACACACACGCACGCACACACACACACACACACAUGGACCUCUAAUCUUUUUUCUUCCAUAUUUUCUCAACAUGCAACACACAAGGAAUACCCAUUCCCUUGCCUUGUAAUAUCCCUUUCUAUAAAUUACUCCCUCUUGGUGGUUCCAAGUUUAACAAGCGGCCUGUAACGUCCACCUGGGCUUACAUGGGCUCGGGGACAUUCCAGAGGGGGGUAUUCGCAGACUCGGGCUGCCCCGUGCUGUGUUUAAAGGCAGCAUCAGUGAAAUGUAGUCACUGAAAUCACAAAGCAUUAACAGACUAUCUGGGAAUAGAUAGCCUGUCUACAGAAAAGAUUGUACAUAAGUAACUAUUUAAUGACGAUAUUGAUACACAGAUUGAGUGUUGUGAAUGAUUUAAAUGAUGAUAAUAUUAAGAGUUACUAUGCAGGUUUGCCUGCUUUCAAAAUGUGCAGUAUGAUUUCUGGAUAUAAACGGGUAGCGGGUGGAGGUAGAUGGUGCUGGGGCUCGGAAAGAUGAUGAAAAAAAAAUGAUGGCAUGGAAAGAAAUAAGAGGGUGGUAUUCACACUUGUUUGCAAUGUGUCACUGUGGCUAAAGGUCUUCGUUUCAGGCAAAUAAGAGAUAACAGUCAUUUAAAGAACAGGAUUAUCUGAUUAAACACUGAGAAUCUGGUGUCGCUCCUAUUUGUUUGGGGAAGAUAAGAGUCAGGAUCCCUACUGUGUGAAGAUCCUUUGAACAUUAAAAAGAUAAUAAAAAAAAAAAAAAAAUCACUGUUUUCCUUAUUUCAGAAAAAAAUAUUUUUACCUCAUCAAUUUAUCAGGCUUCAUUGUU
Clarias gariepinus (North African catfish) is the source of this 2608-nucleotide messenger RNA. RefSeq names its product FAM20B glycosaminoglycan xylosylkinase (gene fam20b). The transcript has 9 exons. Gene Ontology annotation, cellular component: Golgi apparatus. The coding region runs from base 300 to 1529 and encodes 409 amino acids. Gene Ontology annotation, biological process: protein phosphorylation. Gene Ontology annotation, molecular function: phosphotransferase activity, alcohol group as acceptor. NCBI's taxonomy places the organism in Eukaryota, Metazoa, Chordata, Actinopteri, Siluriformes, Clariidae. The record is from RefSeq and is a predicted model, not a curated record.